This is a messenger RNA of Puntigrus tetrazona (Sumatra barb), 1845 nucleotides long. It is a transcript of the gene hapln2, whose product is annotated as hyaluronan and proteoglycan link protein 2. Bases 172 to 1188 code for a protein of 338 amino acids. The transcript is spliced from 6 exons. Lineage: Eukaryota; Metazoa; Chordata; Actinopteri; Cypriniformes; Cyprinidae. Gene Ontology annotation, biological process: cell adhesion. The record is from RefSeq and is a predicted model, not a curated record. Gene Ontology annotation, molecular function: hyaluronic acid binding.
AACAUCUGGAGCAGAGGAGAAAAAGCCUGCGUACACAUCCAACACUUGUCAGAUGACCCUGAUCGGUGUGUUUCUCCAGAGCAGAAGAAGAUUGCUGUCAUGGACUUUUUCUGGAUGUCCUUUUUAAAUUAAGUAAGAGGCUAAAGAUUGAGGGAAAUAGUGAAAUUCACAAUGAACUCAAUUGCUGUGUUAGUGAUAUCAGCCUGUAUCUUCUCUUGGACCUCUGCAAAAUACCACCACCAUUAUCAAGACAAUAACAAAGAGCUGAAGUACCUCUUGGAACCUCUGGUGUAUGCUGAGGUCACUGCUCGCCGUGGACAAGCAGUCGUUUUGCCCUGUGUGAUGAGGUUCAAACCAUCGCACUACAGAGUGAAGUGGACCAAAAUCAAACCCCCAAGUCAGGGAGUGGAAAACAUAGUGCUUAUAACAAACGGACGUGCGGAUAAGCAGUAUGGCCCAGUCGGGCCCCGGGCGUCUCUCCUGCAUGCACAUAACCUGGAUGUUUCUCUCCGUCUUACUGACCUGGAGCUGGAAGAUGACGGAAUCUACCGCUGUGAACUGAUCAACGGAAUUGAGGAUGAAAGUGUGGCUAUUACUCUGAGGAUUGAAGGUGUUGUAUUUCCUUAUCAGAGCCACCAUGGUCGGUACAGAUUUACAUUCUUUGAUGCUAAAGAAGCUUGCGCUAAACAAGAUGCAACACUGGCCACUUACAAGCAGCUUUACAGGGCCUGGACUGAAGGGUUAGACUGGUGCAAUGCUGGAUGGCUGAGCGAUGGAACUGUCAAUUAUCCAGUCCUGCAACCACGGCCGGCUUGUGGAGGGGAUCUCCUCUCAGGCAUCCGAAGUUACGGACCCCGUCACAAAACAAAGGACAACUAUGAUGCUUUCUGCUUCACCUCAGCUACUAAGGGCUCUGUGUUCUUCAUUGCGGGGCCUUUUAGUUUUGCUGAGGCCGAGCGCGCCUGCAAACGGGAUGACGCCAGUCUAGCGAAGGUUGGUCAGAUCUACUCAUCGUGGAAGUUUCAGCAGCUUGACCACUGUGAUGGAGGCUGGCUGCAGGAUGGCAGUGUGCGAUACCCCAUCAUUCACCCGAGGGAGAACUGUGGUGGGAUCGCAGAACCGGGGGUUCGUAGCUUUGGGUAUCCCGGCAAAAGUUUGAAGCUUUAUGGGGCGUAUUGCUACAGGUAACUGCUCCAUGUUUUGCUGCCUGGUAAAUUCUGCUACGGGACGUCUGUACGUACAUGGCACACUGGCCUAAAGGUGAAGUCCCUAAAGAGUCGCAGAAUGUAUCUUUAAUGGUAUGCGCACCACUAGAGGCUCCCUGUAGUGUAGAACUGCAGGAAUGAGAAUGUAUGAGCUAUGAAGUUAGCUUUCUGGAUUACAGCUAGCAUUUCCAUCCAUCUGGGUUAUAUAUCAGAUCAUUUACUAAGCCUGUUUAAAAGCAGAACAUAUAGGGUCCUUGUGGGAAAACAUCAAUCAAGAGUGGACUGAACCAGAGGCUUUACUCCUGCUUGAAUAGCUGCUAGCUUGAAAUGCUAACUCAGUAGCGUUGUAUAGCGGCAAGAACAAUACGUAGCAUAAACCACCAAGUCUAACAAUGAUUCAAUCACUGUAUUUGUAACAACGUGCCUAUGUAGAUUCCCCAUGAGCAUCAUUUUUUAAAAAGAGAGGUGAACUUAAUGUUGCUUUUUUCUUUAAACUUGUCUAAACUCAUCACAUUAUCUUAAAUGUUACAUUGUUUAGCACCAUGGUGCUGUAGUUGGAUUUUUUUUAAUUUGUUUUAAUACCAAACAAAAUAGCAAGCAUGUAAAAUGAGUGAAUAAAAUUACCAAUGAAAAUAUUAAA